AUGGAGGGCGAGGUUGCACCAAGAGAGCUCACGCCGCCACCGAUUCAGGCGCCGACAGCUAAAGAGAAGAAGUAUGAUCGUCAGUUAAGACUAUGGGCCGCGGCAGGACAGCGAGCUCUUGAAGAGUCACAUGUUCUACUGGUCGUCGGUGAAGAUGAAGAAGGCUCAAGCAGCUCCGUUGCGGGCGCUGAGACGCUCAAGAACCUCAUUCUCCCAAGCAUCGGCAACUUCACGAUUGCAGACGCAGCGACGGUGAGAGACGAAGACCUUGGCGUGAACUUCUUCCUCGAAGACUCCAGCCUAGGCAAGUCGAGAGCAGAGGAGACGAAGCGCUUACUUGAAGAGCUCAAUCCAGAUGUCACAGGUCAUGCUAUCUCAGAGUCUCUGAGUGAGUGGCUGCCGAGGUAUGACUCCCUGAAGCCAUACAACCUGUUCAUCAUCUGUGGUGCCACUCAAGCGAUUCAUUCGAUCUGUACAUAUGCCUCGAAAUACGGCGUACCGGUCAUUCACAUCCAAUGCGUCGGAUUCUACGCUGCCUUCUCGAUACAGCUUCCGGAAGAAUUCCCUAUUGUUGAUACCCACCCUGAUCCGGAGACCACGCAAGAUCUUCGUUUGCUCCAACCUUGGAAGGAGCUCACAGACAUGGUGCAGGAGCUGGGUGACAUAAGCAAGAUGUCGAAUCACGAUCAUGGCCAUAUCCCCUACCUGGUAAUCCUCCUUUACUACCUGAAAGAAUGGCAGGAUACCCAUGACGGUCAAGCUCCGUCAACCUUCAAGGAAAAGACUGCGUUCAGAGAUUUCGUCCGGGACAAAGCAAGAACAUCGAAUCCUGAAGGCGGCGAGGAAAACUUCGACGAGGCCUGCGCUGCGGUGCUCAAGUCGAUCUCGGAGCCGCCCGUAGGCAGCGGCUGUAAAGACAUGUUUGCUCUAGACUCAUGUUCAUAUGCCAGUAUCACCGCCGAGUCAGCUAACUUCUGGGUGAUCGCUCAUUCGAUACGUCAAUUCUACGAGAAGCAUGGUGUCCUACCUCUGCCUGGCUCAGUACCAGACAUGAAGGCUACUAGUGAAGGGUACAUCAAACUGCAGAACAUCUACAAGAGCAAAGCUCGCAAAGACGUCGCGGAAGUCACCGAUACAGUUCGGUCUCUCGAGAAGUCGUUGUCUCGAGCUUCGCCUAUCGAUUCAGCAGAGAUAGAAGCGUUUUGCAAAAAUGCCAGCCAUGUUCGCGUCCUCACAAACCCGGGGAACAAGCCGCUACCAACAGCUCGCUUCAUGUUCAAAGCGUCGGUUGACCCGAUCGCCUACGUUGCUCUCAAAGCCGCCCUUGAGCUGGAUUUCAACGACAUGGUCCCCAUCUAUAUUGCCCUCAACCAACAAUAUCUCAGCCAAAAUGUCGAGUCAUGGACAUCUGACGAAGAGAAGCAAGGGCUUAUCGACAAAUGCACCGAGGAAGUUCGUCGUGCCAAGGGCGCAGAGAUGCACAACAUCAGCAGUGUCACAGGCGGGAUGGUGGCGCAGGAGGCUAUCAAACUGCUCACACGACAGUAUGUGCCUGUGGAAGGAGUUUGUGUGUUUGAUGGGAUCCGAGCCAAGGCGGGCGUGGUCUAA
Molecule: messenger RNA, 1608 nt
Organism: Cyphellophora attinorum
Lineage: Eukaryota; Fungi; Ascomycota; Eurotiomycetes; Chaetothyriales; Cyphellophoraceae
Product: NEDD8-activating enzyme E1 regulatory subunit
Exons: 1
Coding region: 1-1608 (535 amino acids)
Biological process (GO): protein neddylation
Cellular component (GO): cytoplasm
Molecular function (GO): NEDD8 activating enzyme activity
Source: RefSeq, a predicted model, not a curated record